This is a messenger RNA of Penicillium salamii, 1011 nucleotides long. Lineage: Eukaryota; Fungi; Ascomycota; Eurotiomycetes; Eurotiales; Aspergillaceae. The record is from the annotation of a GenBank genome assembly.
AUGUCGCCUGACCUGAACUCUCUUCCUCCAUCUCGCUCGUCCUCAAUUUCAUCCUCCGCUCAAGCUCGCAAUAUGGCCGCUACACCCGGCAACGUUCCACCCGCAAAUCCCAGUGCUUCCCCCAGACCUUCUCGCGGCUCAAGCAUCGGCCGCCUGUCGGUGUCUGAGCGACGUCGAUCCGCUGCUGGCAUCAACUUAAACCUGAAUGACAUGCAGGCCAAUAGCGAGGCCCCGGUAGACCAUCGCAGUUCCAUCGGACAUGCAUUCCGUACAGCAAGCCCAUCCAGUCACGGAGGAAGCCCCGUCUUUGCGACAGCAGACCCCCAUCACCAGCGGGCACCCUCUCUGGGCGAGUUACACCAAGAACUUGAACAAGAGCAAGAAGCACAGGUGAAUCGUCUUUUGCAGAUGAUCCGCAGCCAGCAAGCACAGCUUCAUCAGUAUCAGCAGAAUCAACCGCAACAGAACCCGCAAUCAUCCGCGGCCAUCGACGACACCACCCCUUCGUCAGAGCGGUCAGCAUUCUUCCCCCCUGGUCCACCACCACCACCAGCCGGGAACAGGCUAUCGAUUUCGUCGUCUUUCUCAAACCGCCGACCCUCGCGAUCUGAGAGCCAGGCGACUUCACCGAAUUUGCGACCCCUCGACUCGCGAGGACCAGAAGGCGUGGAGCCGUUCCCCGGGUUGCGGGAUAACUUAUCUCGGCGGGGAAGUCGGGACGAAAGUGCGUUUUACCAGGCCGAGGCUAGCUCGCUAGGCCGAGAGAACUUACUGCUUCGGCAACGGAUUCGGGAACUAGGUAAGCCAACCCUGUUUCGCACCCGCUGUAAUUUGAAAGAAAAUUCCACCCCCGGAAGUGGAAUGGCUAGGACACACGCGCUGACUAUUCCUCAUAGAGAGACAAAUUGGAGAAUUGACGAUUUCGCAAGCACCAUCGACAGCUGUAUCGGUUGGGCAAGCGGGUCCCGAGGUCGCGGACCCGCCUGCCGUGGGGUCGACGCGAGACGGUAA